ACAUGUGUUUCUAAUGGUGUUUACCUGCGACACUUGGUUUUUGUAACACGAUCCCGAGAGCAAUUAUUAACGCAACGUUAGCAACAGUAGGAUUAAAACGACCUUGGUGUGAAAAUCACUAAGUAAAAGGUGGUUGUAUCAAUAUGUCUAAUUGCGAGAUUGCAGUUGGUUCGACGCUAAUAAAGUAAAGAGCUUGUUGUCAUCCCGUCUGAAGAUUUACUCCAAUGGUACUUCCAGCAAUCUGGUCGAAUUGCACUCUACAACAGUAAAAUGUCUUCUAAGAUUGUUCAAGAUGCAGUUCAUGGUGUAAUAGAGCUGGAGUCACUAGCUGUUCAGUUGAUCGAUUCUCCUGAAUUCCAGCGUCUUCGAGAAAUAAAGCAAUUAGGUAUUGCUUAUUUUGUUUUUCCAAGUUGUCAACAUUCGCGAUUUGAACAUUCGAUUGGUACUUAUCAUAUGGCCAAAAAGCUGCUUGAGACUAUCCACAAUGAUAAAAAUUACUCGGGUCCAGCUUUGAGCUCCUCAGAACAGUUAGCCAUUAGAAUCGCUGCCUUGUGCCAUGAUUUAGGUCAUGGACCUUUUUCUCAUUUAUGGGAAGAGUUCGUCAAAAGGGGCGGGUCAGAAUAUAGUGAAUAUAACCAUGAAACAAUUAGUGGGCAUGUACUUUAUCAAAUUAUUUGUUCAAAACCUACCCUACAAAGUGAAUUAAAUAAUCUUGGCGUUGAUAUGAAUCUCAUACGCAGUCUGAUACUAGGUGAUACUAAUACUGUAUUAUCACAACAGGAUUCAUUGAAGAAUAAAUCAUUUAUUUAUGAGAUUCUCUCCAAUAGUUUAAAUGGUAUGGAUGUUGACAAAUGGGAUUAUCUACUCCGAGAUUGUCUGCAUUCUGGUUUGGGAGCUAGUGGGACUAGUGUGGAUAUUGAUAGAUUUUUAAGAUUUUACCGACCAUUUCUACAUACUGAUAAAGACAAAGGUGACGAGAAUGAAUCAAAAUGUUGGCAUUUAUCAUUUAGAGAUACAGAAUUGGAAAAUUUGCUUCGAACAUUCAGUUUACGACAGCAUCUUCAUCAAAAAGUUUAUCAACAUAAAACAGUGACAGCUAUUUCUGCUAUGAUUAUUGAUGCUCUUGAAUUAAUAGAACCUGUACUUAAUCUUCGAUCCAUUAGCAUGAACGCAUUAAAAUAUCAGAAUCCAGAUAGUUUGAAUGAUUUUCUUAAACUCCAUGAUUCACUUUUGUGGGAUGUUUUUUAUGGACGAGGAUCAUUAUCAAGAGUUACUUCGGAAAAUUUCCUUCCUCGAAUUCAACAGGCACAGUCUCUAAUACGUCGUAUUUUAAAUCGAGAUCUGUAUACCUAUAUUGAUAGUGUAUAUGAAAUGACAUACUAUGCACCAAUUGGUGAAAAUAACAGUCACCCACAUUCUUUCAAUCCCAAAAAGUUCCCUAAUUUAAUCAAUGAAGUAGCAACUGAAUCAUUAACAUUACGAUCGAUGGGGUUAGGACUAGGUCCCAGAAAAAGUCUAUGCUAUGAACCAAUUUCACCUCAUUACAGGACAUUCGGGGUGACGUCAAAUAAUAAAGUUUUGAAAAGUCAAAGUUGUGAAUUUUUGUUUCGGUCUGAAACGUCAUCAACCUCAUGAAACGACAAGCACCAUCUUACUAGUUUCGUAUUAAUAAAACGAGAAAACAUUCCAAAGAAUCCAUUCUUACUGAAAUAUUCAGAAGACUUCCUCAGGACUCUGGGAUCCGAGAUAUAGAUGAUCUAUUGGUAACAGAAUCUAGGUUCUCUUCAAACAGUACUCUCAAAUCUCCCAGAUUUUACUUUUAUACACGUUCAGGGAAUACUUUUACCUACAGCGAACCGUUACGUGUUAUACGAGCAUACC
This is a messenger RNA of Schistosoma bovis, 1881 nucleotides long. The record is from the annotation of a GenBank genome assembly. NCBI's taxonomy places the organism in Eukaryota, Metazoa, Platyhelminthes, Trematoda, Strigeidida, Schistosomatidae.